CCGCCUGCCUUUCCGAGGACAAUCCCAAAUCAUAUCUUUAUCCGCCAUGACCAUUAUGCGCAACGUUUGCAGGGCCAUGGAGCGCAUCGCUCCGCUGCGUCUCGCAGAAAAGUGGGACAAUGUGGGCUUGCUGCUUGAGCCCCCCGUCCCGCGCACCAAUGCAAAUCGUGUGCUCCUAACGAUUGAUCUUACCCACGACGUGCUCUUCGAGGCCCUCAGCUCGCCGACGCUAUGCAUUAUUUCCUACCACCCAAUCAUCUUCAAGCCACUCUCAUCCCUCACCCUCGCCAACCCUCUGCAGACAUCCCUUCUCCGCUGUGCUACAGCAGGUAUUUCGGUCUACUGCCCUCAUACUGCCCUGGACUCCGUCACAGGAGGCAUCAAUGACUGGCUCUGCCUGGGACUGAACAACCAACUCGUUCCUAAGGAGGGAUGCGUUCAGUAUAUCGGCGAUGCGGACAGCGAGGGUAUGGGUGGCGCUGGGCGAAUCCUGAAGUUCGAAGAGCCGAUUAACAUGCAGGAGUUGAUUAGGAGGGUGAAGAGCCACUUGGGCUUGGACCACGUUCAGGUGGCAUAUACAACGACGCGAGAUCUAAUUGACGUCGAAUCCGUUGCGGUUUGCGCUGGCAGCGGAGGAUCGAUGAUCGAUGGCGUCGAUGCUGAUGUGUAUUUCACAGGCGAAAUGCAACAUCACGACGUUCUUGCGGCAGUAGCAAGCGGCCGAAAUAUUAUUUUAUGUGGCCACACCAACACCGAACGAGGAUAUCUGCGUGUGUUGGCGGAAAAACUGACUCAAGAAUUGGCGUUCGAGGCGCAUACAGGCCUACCAGAGCCUUUACAGGUACAUAUCAGUAGCCAAGACUGUCAUCCUCUGCGAAUUGUGUAGAUCAGCCCGUAAUUGAUGGAGGCGGACAUCGUGGACUCCCGAGAGCUGUAUCACGUUCGUAUACUCAGAAGCUGCCUGGGACGUUGUCUCACAUCACUUCAAGGAGGUGGCAGGUGGCAAGGUAAUCGAUGAAAGUGACGAC
Molecule: messenger RNA, 1028 nt
Organism: Laetiporus sulphureus 93-53
Lineage: Eukaryota; Fungi; Basidiomycota; Agaricomycetes; Polyporales; Laetiporaceae
Product: NGG1p interacting factor 3
Exons: 6
Coding region: 47-886 (279 amino acids)
Cellular component (GO): cytoplasm; mitochondrion
Source: RefSeq, a predicted model, not a curated record